AUGGGUUUCGGCGAUUAUGUUAAAGCUGGAUGGGGUAAAGUUAAAGAAAAAGGUAGCUGGAUUGUUGAGAAUCCUGGUCUUGCAGCUGGCGCAUUAGCUCAUGGUCUCAAUUAUAUUGACCCACGUUUCGGUCAAGUCGGUGGAUUAGUAGGUAGUCUUGGUGAAAGACUUGCAAAAGCUACAUUAGGUGAAGAUAGUGCAAUAACGAAGAACCUUAAAGCAUUCAAUAAAGCUCUUGGAUUCAUAUUUGUAUUAUUUUGGCUGAUAUCUUAUGAACAUGGUCCCAAAAUGGAGAGUGGAUGGCGAGGAAAUGGAAUUUCAACCUAUUGGGAAAAGAGGCCGCGAGAUACCAGAGAUCAAUAG
This is a messenger RNA of Trichomonas vaginalis G3, 363 nucleotides long. RefSeq lists its product as uncharacterized. The coding region runs from base 1 to 363 and encodes 120 amino acids. The record is from RefSeq and is a predicted model, not a curated record. The transcript has a single exon. Lineage: Eukaryota; Parabasalia; Trichomonadida; Trichomonadidae.